AUGACGACCCCCAACCUGAAAGAUGAAGAGCCUAUGCAAAUCGAGCAUACCACCCACGACGAUGUCUUUGGAGAGAUCACGGACGAGGGUCCUAACUACCGCAAUGUCGGGUUCGUAGGAACCGUCGUUCUCAUGAUGAAGACCCAGAUUGGCAUGGGUGUUCUGGCCAUCCCGUCUGCCCUGGACGUCCUGGGUAUGGUCCCGGGCGUUAUCUGUCUGGUUAUCGUUGCCUGUAUCACCACCUGGUCCGGCUAUAUUAUCGGCACAUUCAAGCUUCAGCACCGUGAAGUAUACAGUAUCGACGACGCUGGUCAGAUAAUGUUUGGCCUGCCAGGCCGGAUUAUCCUCUCGGCUGGAUUCUGCCUUUACUACAUUUUCAACAGCGGCUCCGCUAUUCUCAGUCUCUCGAUCGGCCUCAACGCUGUCUCGACGCAUGCUACAUGCACUGCUGUUUUUGUCGCCAUUGCCGCCAUCGCUGGGUUUGCCUUCUCUAGUAUCCGGACUCUAGGCCGAAUCACUUGGCUUGCAUGGAUCGGCCUGCCAUGCAUCCUUAUUGCAAUUAUCAUGGUUACCAUUGCUGUUGGUGUGCAGGAUCGCCCCGAUGCUGCACCGAAAACAGACGGCCCUUGGGUUUCCGACUGGAAGGUUGCUGGCAAUCCUACCUUUGCAGAAGGCAUUGCGGCCGUUUCGAACCUCUUGUUUGCCUUUUCUGGAACGCCUGGAUUCUUCUCGAUCGUCUCCGAGAUGCGCGACCCCAGCAAGUACCCGGGGGCCAUGAUCAUCUGCCAGUCCGGUGUUACGGCCGUAUACCUUGUCAUCGGCUGCGUUGUUUACUACUACUGUGGUUCAUACGUCUCGUCACCAGCUCUCAGUUCGGCCGGUGCCCUUAUCAAAAUCAUCAGCUACGCCUUUGCCAUACCGGGUCUUCUCGCAACCAUGACCAUCGUCACACAUAUUCCCUCAAAAUUCAUCUUCGUCCACAUUCUCCGAGGCUCCCGGCACCUAAACUCCAACUCCCCAAUUCACUGGGCGACCUGGCUCGGCUGCACCUUCGGGAUCACCCUCAUUGCAUACAUCAUUGCUAGCGCGAUUCCCGUCUUCGACGCGCUCGUCUCGCUCAUCGGUGCCCUUCUCGGCCCUGUCAUGUGCAUCCAACCCAUGGGCUGUAUGUGGCUGUACGACAACUGGUCCAAGGGCAAGAACGAGCCGAAGAAGAGUAAGCGCUGGAUGCUUUUGGUCGGGUGGAGCGUGUUUCUUGUCGUCAUAGGUACCUUCUUGAUGGUUGCUGGUACUUAUGGCUCUGUCAAGGGUAUCAUGGACGUUUACAAUGAGAGCGGAGGGUCGAGUGCCUUUUCUUGUAAAGACAACUCGAACUCGGUUUAG
Molecule: messenger RNA, 1383 nt
Organism: Aspergillus puulaauensis
Lineage: Eukaryota; Fungi; Ascomycota; Eurotiomycetes; Eurotiales; Aspergillaceae
Exons: 6
Coding region: 1-1383 (460 amino acids)
Biological process (GO): amino acid transmembrane transport
Cellular component (GO): vacuolar membrane
Molecular function (GO): amino acid transmembrane transporter activity
Source: RefSeq, a predicted model, not a curated record